This is a messenger RNA of Capsaspora owczarzaki ATCC 30864, 2092 nucleotides long. RefSeq lists its product as hypothetical. Lineage: Eukaryota; Filasterea; Ministeriida; Capsasporidae. The record is from RefSeq and is a predicted model, not a curated record. The coding region runs from base 160 to 1980 and encodes 606 amino acids. The transcript has 8 exons.
UUUCUAUUUUGACCUUUUUCACUGUGGCUUUGCAUUGAAGGGAACACAAGGCUUUCAACCAAAGGAGCGCACACACACACAGGAACAAACAAGAAGGAGCAAACAACGAACAAUCAAGACACAAAGGAACCAGCGACAGGAAGGAAGAAAAAAGGCCAAAUGAGCGAGAACGAGAACGAGGCACCGCUGCCACAGCAAGAGCAGCAAGAGCAGCAAGAGCAGGCUCAGGCUCAGGCUCAGGCGGACGAGCUCAUCGAGACGUCGUUCGAGGACGAGGCGGUCGUCACACGCGUCACCGACGUGCUUGGCGAGGUCGCUACAUCCACAGACGGACACGUCGUACACACUCACAACCACCAGAGCAAUCACAACGCACAGAACACUCCUGCUCCAGAUGAAGACACCACGGCAUCAGAUGCAUCAGCAGCAGCAGCAGCAGCAGCAGCAGAAGCGGAAGAAGAACCACCAGCAGCAGCAGCGCCCGCGCAAGAAGCAGACAAGGACGAAGAAUCAACUCGAGCACAAGAAGAAGAACCAGCACCACAAGCACAGCCUGCACCCGUGAAGGAAGACGACGUGGCCCCUGCAGCAUCCGUCGAGGAGCCCGUGCACGAAGUAAUAAAAGCCGCUCCGGCGCCAGUCGUCGCCAUUGCUGAAGCGCCGGCGGUUGCUGCUCCCGAGCCCGCUGUCGUCGAGCCCGCCCCUCUGCCCACACCGGCCGCUGCACCGCCGGCAGCAGCUGUUGUCGUUGUACCCGAGGCAGCCGCUCCCAAAGCCACGGCAGCCGAUGCUCAGCUGGCCGCCAUCGCCGCCACGGUCGGUGUGACCGGUCCUGCCCCGCUCGGCGCCAUCAAGGCCGAGGCUGCCGCUAAACAGGCACAGGAAGAAGGGACCUUGGUUGCUCCUCUCUCACCCGACGAAGAGCGCGCAGAGGUCGCCGCUCGCUAUGCUGCGGGACGCAACAGUGCUCAGACGUACACGGAGGACGAACUUCAGUUUGACGACCUGUCCAAGACAGACCGCUACGGUUUCAUCCACAACUCGGUCUUGUCAACAGCUGCUCGCACCAAGGACGAAGAGAAGAGCCUUGAGCGCGAGCGAGAGCGCGGGCUCAAGUGGCACAAGAUGCUCAAAAAUUGGUCGGCUGUCAACCCGCGUAAAGUCCACGCGCGUGUGUUCAAGGGCAUCCCAGACAGCGUGAAGGGCGAGGGCUGGAAGCGAAUUCUCGGCACGGAUGAGAAGCGCAAAGGCAAUCCUGGCACCUAUGAGCACUUUAAAGCCAAGGCAAUGAAGCAGUCGACCUACUUGCGACAAAUCGAUCUGGAUGUCAACCGCACGUGGAGAGAUCACCAAAUUUUUAAAGAGCGCUACAGCAUCAAACAAAUCCACUUGUUCAAUGUGCUAUCCGCAUACACCAUGUACAACGAGCUUGUUGGGUACUGCCAAGGCAUGUCCGGCAUCGUUGGACUGUUGUUGAUGUACAUGGACGAAGAAGACGCCUUCUGGAGCCUAACCACACUCUUCCAAGACCGUAUCCACUCCAUGAAUGACCUGUUUUUGCCAGGGUUCCCUCGGUUGAUGGAGCAGUUUGAUCUGCACGAGAAGCUCAUGAACAACAUGUUCCCUUCUUUGGCGCAACAUUUCCGACAAGAAACGGUCAUGAUCUCGGCAUACGCAAGCAAGUGGUUUUUGCAAGUCUUCCUCGACAAGGUUCCGUUCGAGUUGACGCUUCGCGUGUGGGACGCCUUCAUUUUGGAAGGGUACCGUGUUCCGAUUGUGAUGGCCAUGGUGUUUAUCAAGGUUCACAAAGCCCGCCUCCAAGCAAUGGACUUUGAGGGCAUUCUGACCUUUUUGCAAAACUUGGACAAGGAGCCGCACGACGCUGACGCUCUCAUCAAGCAACUAGAUCGCAUGAUGGGCACGCUCACCGAGAAGGUGCUGAUUGCCACCCAAGCACAACCGUCGCCUUCAGCAGAGUAGAGUUGACGGCUCUGCUUUUUUUCGUUUUUAUGUCCCUUGGACUUUUUUUGUCAGAUUUUCUAAUUCCUAAUCGACCCUAAUUGUUGAAACAGUAAACAUUUGUUCAUACAUU